CAGACGCUCGAGGGCCAUACAGACAGGGUCCGCUUAGUCGCCUUCUCGCCAGAGGGCAAGCAGAUCGUGUCUUGCUCGGACGACAAGACGGUCCGGCUCUGGGACGCCGUUACAGGAGCGGCGCUACAGACGCUCGAGGGCCAUACAGAUACGGUCUGCUCGGUCUGGUCAGCCGCCUUCUCGCCGGACGGCAAGCAGGUUGUGUCCGGCUCGACCGACAAGACGGUACGGCUCUGGGAUGCCGUUAUAGGAGCGGCGCUACAGACGCUCGAGGGCCAUACAGGCUCGGUCUGGUCAGCCGCCUUCUCGCCGGACGGCAAGCAGGUCGUAUCUAGCUCGGACGAUAAGACGGUACGGCUCUGGGACACUAUUACAGGAGCGGUACUACAGACGCUCGAGGGCUAUAUAGAUACGGUCUGGUUAACUGCCUUCUCACCGGACGGCAAGCAGGUCGUAUCUAGCUCGGACGAUAAUACGGUCCGGCUCUGGGGCGUUAUUACAAAAGCUGUGCUAUAG
Messenger RNA from Hyaloscypha bicolor E, 516 nucleotides. Its product is annotated as WD40 repeat-like protein. Gene Ontology annotation, biological process: proteasome-mediated ubiquitin-dependent protein catabolic process; ubiquitin recycling. Lineage: Eukaryota; Fungi; Ascomycota; Leotiomycetes; Helotiales; Hyaloscyphaceae. The record is from RefSeq and is a predicted model, not a curated record. The annotation marks the transcript as partial. The transcript is spliced from 2 exons. Gene Ontology annotation, molecular function: ubiquitin binding. Gene Ontology annotation, cellular component: nucleus; cytoplasm.